This is a messenger RNA of Panicum hallii, 399 nucleotides long. RefSeq lists its product as uncharacterized. The record is from RefSeq and is a predicted model, not a curated record. The coding region runs from base 76 to 399 and encodes 107 amino acids. The transcript is spliced from 3 exons. Lineage: Eukaryota; Viridiplantae; Streptophyta; Magnoliopsida; Poales; Poaceae. Gene Ontology annotation, molecular function: metal ion binding.
CAGUAUAACUUAUGCUCACAGCCUUCCUGGAUACGUGAACUAUCAGGGCCAACUCAAGGUAGGGCAUAAGUGAUCAUGGGAAAGGAACAGUGCAAGGUUGAUUGUUCAAAGACUUAUGUUUUGAAGUUUGACAUGCACUGCCAAUGCAAUGGUUGUAUCAAGAAGAUCAAUGAUGGGGUAAAGGAAAUUAGCCUUUCAGAAGGGGUGGAGAGGGCUGAUCUUUUAAUAGAGACAGGAGAGGUGAAAGUGUCUGGGAGAAUGGACCCGGAGAAGCUCCGUUCUCUGUUGCAUGCAGUGACAAAGAAGUGUGUGGAAAUAGUUACUCAAAUCACCCUAUCUGAUUCUGUGACGAUAUAUUUUAUGAUUGUGUCUAUGGAUGGCUAUUUUUAUAUUAAUUAA